AUGUAUGCCAACGCGCCCGCUGACGACGUCGAGCUCGAGGAGUUCGAGCUGUACGCGCUGGAUCGGAUCAAGCUUCUCAAGGCCAUCGACGACGGCCUGAGCACGGGCAAGAAAGGACCGGAGAUGAAGACGCUCAUCGACUCGAAGAUGCGUGAGUUCGGCCUGCAAACAGGGCGCGACUACGACAUCAGGAAGGACGAGGUGAGCCACUUCGCGCUCCGCAUGGCGUACUGCCGCACCGACGAGCUCCGCCGCUGGUUCCUCCAGAACGAGUGCACCCUGUUCAAGCACAAGUUCGACGGCAUGGCGCCCAACCAGAAGGCGGCCUUUCUCAAGACCCACGACAUGGGAUACCAGCCCGUCGACAAUGACGAGUGGACAACAACGAUCCAACAGGGCAUCAGGGACACCAUCAAGACCUUCGCCAACAAAGAAGUCGACGAGAUCAUGGCCAAGGGCGCCAACGGCUUCUACAAGGUGCCCUUCGAGGAGGUCUUCGACCUCGUCAGGUCCCGUCGCGUCUUCCUCGCCGGGGGGUCCGCGUACGUGCCCCAGAAGGAUCUCACGUCCCUCGUCGUCGGCGUGUUCCGAUCGCGGCUGUCCAAGGCUCUGGCGAUGACGUCCAGGCGAUGGGCGCAGCACGUCGCCGGCGAGGAGAAGGACCGACUCGCGCCGGUGAUCAUGUCCCUGUCCAAGCGGUACAUCGGUCGCGACUACGGCAAGCAGGGCGCCGACGGCGAGGUCGGCGAGGUGAUCACGCUCAAGGACCUCAACAAGGCCGCCGCCGAAUCGUUCCCGCUCUGCGCAAAGCACCUCUUCAGGAAGAUGAAAGAGGACCACCACCUUCGGCACGAGGGCAGACGGCAGUUGCAGCUGUACCUCAAGGGCAUCGGCCUGGCGCUGGAGGAGGCGAUGCUGUUCUGGAAGACUGAGUUUUGCAAGAAGAUCCCCGCGGAGAAGUUCGAGAAGGAGUACGCAUACGCCGUGAGGCACGCCUACGGUAAGGAGGGCAAACGUGUCGAUUACACCCCGCACACUUGCAUGAAGUGCAUAGCCGCCAAUCCGGGCAACGGCGAACACCACGGCUGCCCGUUCAAGACCUUUGGCGAGGAGGGCCUCCGGGCGGCACUCAGCGGGAUGUCAAUCAAGGCCGCCAAGGUGAACGAAAUCGUGGAGAAGGCCAAGGGGCAGCACUACCAGCUUGCGUGCGGGAUGACGUUCGAGGCGACGCACGAGGGUAAGACCAUCGACGCGGGCGUUCAACACCCGAAUCAGUACUUCCAGGAGUCGCGCAAGGCGCUGGGUUACGCCAAGGGCGACGGCGAGGGCGAGGGGGUCGUGAGCCCGGAGAAGGUGCCGGUGACGCCCGGACAGAAAGCCGUCGGUGUCAACUGA
This is a messenger RNA of Micromonas commoda, 1395 nucleotides long. RefSeq lists its product with no specific name. The record is from RefSeq and is a predicted model, not a curated record. Gene Ontology annotation, biological process: DNA replication, synthesis of primer. Gene Ontology annotation, cellular component: alpha DNA polymerase:primase complex. Lineage: Eukaryota; Viridiplantae; Chlorophyta; Mamiellophyceae; Mamiellales; Mamiellaceae. Bases 1 to 1395 code for a protein of 464 amino acids. The transcript has a single exon.